Molecule: messenger RNA, 4119 nt
Organism: Elgaria multicarinata webbii
Lineage: Eukaryota; Metazoa; Chordata; Lepidosauria; Squamata; Anguidae
Gene: G3BP2
Product: G3BP stress granule assembly factor 2
Exons: 12
Coding region: 128-1576 (482 amino acids)
Cellular component (GO): ribonucleoprotein complex; cytosol
Molecular function (GO): mRNA binding
Source: RefSeq, a predicted model, not a curated record
UCCGCCCCGAAUCAGUGUGAGGGAGGGACGCGCCGCACCAGUCGCUCCUCCCCGCGCCUUCGGCCGGGAGCGAACCGGACCUGAGACCCAGGAGAGCGCCUAGCCUUUGACAUUGUGUACCAAAGAAAUGGUGAUGGAGAAGCCAAGUCCGCUGCUUGUAGGGCGGGAGUUCGUGAGGCAGUACUAUACCCUGCUAAAUAAAGCACCAGAUUUCUUACACAGGUUUUAUGGCAGGAAUUCUUCUUAUGUCCAUGGAGGGCUGGAUGCCAGUGGCAAACCCCAGGAAGCAGUGUAUGGCCAGGCUGAUAUACACAAGAAGGUGAUGUCCCUGCAGUUCAGUGAAUGCCGCACUAAGAUUCGCCAUGUAGAUGCCCAUGCAACCCUGAAUGACGGAGUAGUUGUGCAAGUCAUGGGGGAGUUGACAAAUAAUGGUCAACCAAUGAGGAAGUUCAUGCAAACCUUUGUGCUGGCUCCAGAAGGAUCUGUUCCAAAUAAGUUUUAUGUCCACAAUGACAUAUUCCGUUAUGAAGAUGAAGUAUUUGGUGACUCUGAAGCUGAACUAGAUGAAGAGUCAGAAGAUGAAGUAGAAGAAGAGCAUGAAGAAAGGCAGCCAUCCCCUGAGCCGGCUCAAGAGAAUACAAACACUACUUACUAUGAGAAUCACCCUGUAACUAAUGGGAUAGAAGAAGCCUUGGAAGAAUCUUCUCAUGAACCUGAACCAGAGCUGGAAUCUGAAUCAAAAGCUGAAGAACUGAAACCUGAAGUGGAAGAAAAGAAUCUUGAAGAGCUAGAAGAAAAAUCUCCAUCCCCACCUCCUACAGAAACAGUUUCUCUACCACAGGAACCACCGAAGGCUUUCUCCUGGGCGUCAGUGACCAGUAAAAACCUUCCUCCUACUGGUACAGUUUCUUCCUCUGGAAUACCAACCCAUGUUAAAGCACCAGUCUCACAGCAAAGAGUAGAAACAAAACCUGAAACCCAAUCCCAGCCUCCGCGUGUGCGUGAACAGCGUCCAAGGGAGCGGCCAGGUUUUCCAUCAAGGGGACCCAGACCAGGCCGAGGGGAUAUGGAUCAGAAUGAAUCAGACAAUCGCCGUAUAAUUCGCUAUCCAGAUAGCCACCAGCUCUUUGUUGGCAACUUACCACAUGACAUUGAUGAAAAUGAACUGAAGGAGUUCUUCAUGAGCUUUGGGAACGUUGUGGAACUUCGCAUCAAUACUAAAGGUGUCGGAGGAAAACUCCCAAACUUUGGCUUUGUAGUGUUUGAUGACUCUGAGCCAGUUCAGAAAAUUUUAUUGGCAAAACCCAUUAUGUUCCGUGGUGAGGUUCGCUUGAACGUAGAAGAAAAAAAGACCAGAGCUGCUCGUGAAAGGGAGACUCGAGGUGGUGGUGAUGACCGCAGGGAUAUUCGGCGCAACGACAGAGGUCCUGGGGGUCCACGCGGCAUAGUGGGUGGUGGAAUGAUGCGAGACCGUGAUGGAAGAGGGCCUCCUCUAAGGGGCGGCAUGGCCCAGAAACUUGGCUCUGGAAGAGGAACUGGGCAGAUGGAAGGCCGGUUCACAGGUCAACGUCGCUGAAGAUCCCAAUGUUGGCAGGCAGUCUUGGCAGUGAUACAUUAUUCGUCGUGUUUGCAUUCUUGUUAAUUUUCUGGCUUUGGAAUGUAACACAGCCUUUUUGAUCAUUUCUUUGAUGUGAGAAACAUCUUUUGGUUACCAGUUAAAUUGAGGUGGACGUUCUUUCCCCAAUUUCACAAAGAAGUCACACUGUUAACUUAUAAAUUAGACUUGGAGAUUAAGGACUGAGAAAUGACCAUUUAAACUUUCUACAGCAACAACAAAAAGGACAAAGGGCGUGUCUAAUUGAGUUAAGGUCCUUCCAGUGUAAAAAAAACAAACAAAAACUAAUCCUUUUGCUGCACAUUUUGUGUAAGUGUUACUGUUUCUGCCAAUUACUGUUGGAAACGCAAAUAGUGCAAUCUUUGCAAUUGGAGAAGCUUGCCCUUUUUUUCCCUUUUAGAACACUUGGCUCCAAACAACUCACGUUUUUAUGAACUUAAACGCAUUAAUGGGUACUUGACUCAUUUUACGUUGACAUCUGCUGAAAGCAGCAAGAAAAAAAAUAGCUUGUGAAACGAUGCGGGCAUCUGCUCUGCUUGCUGUGACCAAUAUAUGUACACACACAAACCUUAACAAGACUACAAGUAUGUUCCAGAAGGAAACCAUUUAGCUGUAAACACAAAUGUAAAACUUCAGAAAUCAUAGUCCUGAAUACAAAACAAGUUUUUUUUUUUUAAAAAAAAAGAAUCUUAUGAGCUCCCCGCCUCUCUCCAAAACAGGGAUGGCUGACUGCUCAACACACUCCUCCUCCCUUUUCCCCUUUCUGUAAGCAGUGUACAGUGAAAAAUUGUCUUUACUGUAUUGAGGUCUCUGGUAAUGUAAUAAGCAUGAUGGUGCCUUCUAUUAAAUACAUCAUUCCAGUCUUGCUGGUGAUUUUGUACAGUAUAGUGUAUGAAUGGCUGUGCUGCAAAACUUUAACAGCUGUAAAAAAUGUUUAUAAAAUCAUUGUAUAAAAAUUGCAGUAUCUUUAAAUCAGUAAAAGUUACUGGAAUAUUAUUUGCCUAGCUCUACAGCUAACAAGUUUCUGAAGCCUUUGAAGAAGGGAGGUAUGAAGUAGUAGCUGCAUUUUUUACAGAAGUGGAGUUAUGGAAGUGAGUGUGCAUUCUUGCAUAGACAAGUCCAAAGUUAAUCAAGCGCGUACCUUCAUUUUAAAUAUACUCUGGAUAACAUAUUUAACAUAAAACUUGUUACUCAAGGAUACUGCAAUUUUCACAGGGCAGGGUAAUAGCUCAAGUAUUUGCUAUUUCCAGUUUUCGAACUGUCACCAAUUUUGCACAAACCUUGAAGCAACUUUGAUGCCUAUGUGGCUCAGAUUUGUACAUGGAGAGAAGACCUCCUCUUGUGUACUUGGACUUUGUAGAGCGUCUUGCGUUUUGGUGAGAGGUUUGCUGUUUCCAGGUUGCUGUUUGCAUAGAUAGCACAUUCCAGAAAACUGCAAAUGUAGCAAGCAAUACUCCCUGGCUUCACAUGGGACAGCUCAGCAAACCUCAGGCUUACUCUUGAGGAGGGGAGGCAAAAGUAUGUGACCACUCAGAGCUGCUCUAAGCAUGGAAGACCUCACUUGUUACGUAACAAAAUGCCUAAUGCAAGGAGCAUUUGGUUAAAGUAGCCAUUUGCUGUUUCCUAUGAAUGUGGAAAAUCUUGCCUGUGUUUAUUGGUGUGGGGGGAGUGAGUUUGUAUCAUUCUUUUCCACCAUCCCACCCCCACCCCCAAAUUGAGGUCUUCCAUGUAAGUCUUGCACUAUUUUCAUACACUUUCUGGGACACAUUUCUCUAUUUCCAUGUUUAUAUUUUGGGGAUGAUUUUUUUUUGUGUUGAACUGUUUCAUUUUCAGAUGAUACCUGGAAAUGUAGUACUUGAAUGCCUCACCACAAACCAUAAACUUGACUUAAGUUGGAAGCCUUUCUUUAAACUGCAGUUCUCAGCAAGCAGUUUGCUUACCAGUGUUUUGUGUUCCUUGGCUUUUUUAGUGCUACGGUAUUGCCCUGCCAUAUUCUGUAAAAACUGUUAAGGCAAAUGGCACUGGAGGAAUAAUCAGAAAAAUACGUAACUGACAAUUAGAGGAGCUACUGAGCCAUUCAGCUUUCCGGCUUGCUUCUUUAAAUGCCAUGAAAUAAUAUUGGAAGCAUACACAGAAGUUUACAUGGUGACUGUUCACCUACUGUACUGUGGACUCAUAGUGUUCUUGUCCCUCCUUUCAAUAAAUGUACCUCUAGAAGGAAAAGCAACAGAUCUCUUUGACCUGUUAAACUGCUGAUUUGUUGAUAUGGAUAGUAUUGCUAUCAUUACAGUCCUAUUUCAACAAACUUGCUUUAACCAUCUUUUGGCUUUAGUAGGUAUGCAAGACAGUGGACUACCAUCUUUAUUGCUGUAAUGUGUUAAGCAUUAUAUGCUAGUAGAAUCUAGUUUAAUUGUUGCAGGUGGAAAGUAUUUACUUUUAAGUUUCCAUUUUUGAAUGUGUUUUGACUAAACAUACCAAUAAACUACUGAUGUCUGCAGCAUUCA